Molecule: messenger RNA, 3999 nt
Organism: Orbicella faveolata
Lineage: Eukaryota; Metazoa; Cnidaria; Anthozoa; Scleractinia; Merulinidae
Product: G protein-coupled receptor 161B-like
Biological process (GO): G protein-coupled receptor signaling pathway
Cellular component (GO): membrane
Molecular function (GO): G protein-coupled receptor activity
Source: RefSeq, a predicted model, not a curated record
CUAAUUGGGUGAUACUAAAACAAUUAGACCCUUCGCCCUCAAGGACCACGGGUCUAAUUGUUAAAUAGGCAUUUCACAGAAUUGAACGCUGAAUCCGGUCAUUUCACAGCCCAUCUCAAUCUAAUCACAUGACAAAAUCUAGUUGUUAUAACAAACGCUAAGGAUUCUUAGAGUAUUUCCUAUCAGAUUUCGCCACACAUUUCAAACUUGAUCAGUUUCCAUCGGGCGUACUAUAAAUGUUUCCGCGCUCUCGUACGACGUUUUACUUAGCCCACGCCACACGUUAGAUUUAGACCUGGCAACCGACUUCUCAUCCAGCUAUCUGCUUAUUUUUCGGCAUGACCUUCCGAUUCAUUUCAAUCUUGCCUAAUUUUGACGACUCAUCUUCUUCGAAGAUAUUCUUGGCUUUCAGCUGUGUUUUGCUUUCGCAGUAAGUGACGUAACGUAGUGUUAUGUUAUGUAACGUAACGACCGUUAGUCUGUCUAUAGAGCCUCUAAAAACCGCAGGAUGUUUGAAAAAGCCCGAACGCAAGGGGAAAGACUGAAAUAGUUUCAUCGUUUUUCGCCCGCUCUCGUGCGCUUGCGUCGCUCGCGUUCUCAAAGAAAAACAACUCGUAGCAAAAAUAUAAACUUCUGUGGAAAGACUAAACGACGGGAAGUGGAUCUGUUUUAUAUUAUUAUCAUUUUCUUGUAUAUAUGUAACUUAUAAUCCUGGUAUAACUAAUGUAAAUAAAAUAAAAAAAAAAAAGAUGUUUCAUCAAACUAGUGAACGUCAGCCUGCGAACAGGCUCCCGGCGAGGGCGGAAAAAAUUCGGCGAGAAAAUUCGGAGAGAGAAGCGAUCGGAGCAGGACGUUUAUAUUGUUUGUCCUUCGUUCGGGCUCGCCGGGAGCCUUUUCGCAGGCUAAGUGGACAUUUGCAAUUUGAAUAGAUAACGUAAUGAAAUAUAAUCUUUUCCAUUUAAUUCUGACGCGUUGUCAUUAGUUUUAACAGCUUUAUGACAUCUGCUGGUUUUCCGGAAUCUUCUGAGCUCUAUAAAUAGCAAAUUGCGGUAAGUGCUUUUCUCUGCUCACGUCCGCGGAAUAGGUUGAAGCACGUUCAAAUUUAAGCUCGGACGGAAGCCGUUGAAACUUUUUUCUCUUUUUCAUUUAUUUUACGUGUGAAAAGAGUUUCAUUUUUCAUGCAUCAUCAUGGUUGUAAUAGUUAGCUUCUAAUUAACUUCUCGUAUUUAUCGACUGAGGACAUUGCACUAGGAUUCCAAACCAAAAUAUGUCUUAGAAUAUUUGUCUUUAUUUAAAAUUUUCAGUUCAAUAAAACGUGCUUAUAGAGGCAGGUGCCAAGUAUGACAGAUGUUUCAAGUUGAACAUCACGGAAGAAUUGCAACAGAGCCCCGACCUCCUGGCCCCGACUUACGGGAGCUCCAUUAAAACGACCGCUUUGUCAUUACGGCCAAUAUAUACCUUUAGGUCCAUAUGAUAUCCAUUACAGUUCCAUUAAUCUGAUGUGCAGGUUGAUGUGACCAGCGACGACUCUUAGAAGGCCUAAACAUUGUUUUCUUUUUAAAUUUACUUGAUAAGAAUAUAUCUAGAACGACGGCCUGGCGAGAAAAAGACAUAAGGAAAUAGAGAUCAUUUAGUUACUGCAAAAUGUGUCAGUUGCGCUCGCUGUACAGCGAACAGAAGCCGAUGGAUAUUUGGAAUUAGAUUUUCAACAUAUAUGCAAUAAGCACUCCCUAUUCCCCCACCGGAACUCCCGAAAACAAUACCCCCCCUAAUAAAAAACCUCAAAAUAUUUUUCCUUCUCCCAGUUUUUAUGACAACGGCUAUGAACUUAUAUUAAGAUUCAGCUCUGAAAGUAGAUGAUAUCUUCCGAUUCUAAUAUAGAUAAUAAACGCUCCCCUCUACGGUAGAACUUGUUUUGCAUUUUAUGUUGUCCGUUCAGAGUGAUAUCAGAGCUGUUUUGUUCGGUUCAUUAGCGCCUUCUUUAUGCAGUACAGCACUGAAACUCGUUUUGUAAAACAGUGUGAAAGGCGAUAUAAUAGUUCCUUCACCGUUUGAUGCUAAGAAUUUACUAUUUUCCCGUGGGGUUAUACGUUGCCUCCCGGCCGGAUAUGAAGCUUUGCUUAAGUGACAACACCUUGUUCAGUCAGACUUCGAAUAUUGAUUUAACAUGUAUUUCCUUUGCGUUGCAUGUUUUCCUAAAGGCAGGUGAUAAAAGUCCUUUUGCAAACAUCCGACAUUGCAAAAUAGAAAUUUCUCUCGAAAUAUUCAGAACGGCUUGGGAUAACCCGGUGAGAUAAGUCAAGAAAACAGCAACUCAAAACGGUAGGUCUCUCACUGGAAAAUAAAAAUCGACAUUUCACAACGAAAGAUUUAAUAUGUUUUAGCGUAAUUCGUUUGUAAACAAACACUUUUAGAGGGAUUUUAUAACCCUUGACGUAGUCCCAUGUCGAGGGAUGAAGUAAUUUUUCAUUAAUUAACUCAAAAUGCUUUUUAUGACAUAUCACGUGACAAAGUACAGCUUUUUUGUUUACUAUCUAUGAAGAAGUCCAGCAGGUAGUCUUUGUUGUAUCUCCCCAGUCCCUAAACUUCAACGCAACGCACAACUAUCUGAGUUUUGAUACGGAAAUUUCUCGGGACCUCACGAAAACACUGCAGUAAACAACACGACAUGUUGCUAUCGAGUCAGGAAGCGUCUGCAUUCGCCGGAGUACUCUUCCUUAUUUUCAUUUUCGGCCUGGUGGGUAACGUGUUAGUUUGUUUGGCGAUUUACAGCGACAGAGAUCUUCGACAGCAGUAUUCGAAUUAUUUCCUUUUUAAUCUGGCGGUGACUGAUCUAUUAACCGUCACAUUUGUGAUACCAUUCUGCGCUGCCGCGUUGAUCCAAGAAGACUGGAAUUUUGGCGUGGCGUGGUGUCAAAUAACAGCCUUUGUAUAUUAUAGCUUGGCUAUCGUUGGACUUGAAAGCUUGGCAUUCAUAAGCUGGGAUCGCUUUUACGCCAUCAUUCAUCCGCUUAAGUACAGGGCGGACGUAACGCUGAAAAAGAUUUGUACAGCCAUCGCUUUCAGUUGGUUUUGGGCUGUUAUUUUUACAAUCCCUUGCGCCGUGCUAGGCUGGUUCAGAUACGGGCAGUAUGAAUCCAUGUUGCGCCAUCAAGGAAGGCGAGUGGAUACGAUAACGUCUGCAGAAACACCCAAAACUUCCAGGCGUCAUGCGUGGAGAAACUACUACAGAUUCAAAGGUUUCCGAACGAUAACUCUAGUCAUAGUUUUAUUCAUUCUCUCGUGGACUCCUUUCAGCGUAACGCGACUUAUCAAAACGGUGACAUGGAAUCACGAAAUUAUUCCAGCGUCUGUGGACACAUUUGCUACUGUGUUAUCAUUGCUGAGUACGGCAGCUAACCCCGUGGCUUACAGCCUGUUUAGAAAGGACUUCAGAAGGGCAUUUAAAAGACUGUUUCGACAAGCGUGCUUUUGUUCAAACAAACUAAGAAGAGACCAAACUGAACUGGAGUAGGAAAUGAUCUCUAAUAACGUGAUCCGCGACACUGUUCACGUCGUUGGGUUUUGAUUAAUCAGUAGCAAAAAUGAGCACGGAAUGAAAACUUCUGUUUCCUGCCAGUACACAAGUGAAGGAAAUUCCCCGCGAAUCGUCAUUUUGCAGAAUUCUUUAUAUACACCGCCCAUCAAACAAGCCGAUCUUCGGCAACAGUGAAGGCUGAAAAUCCGUUUUUAAUUUUUAGGACAGGAACUGACACCUUUAAUUAUAACUACUGCUUAAAGCCUCAAUUUUCUCUUAAGAUUGUGUAGAGGUCUAUAAAGGCGACAACUUCAUAACGUUUUUUUAGCCGCAGAAUUAAAAAAAUAAAGUCUUCCCUCGUGAAAAGUAGAUCAUUAUUUACUUUUUCUCUUUCAGUUAUUAAAAUGGCUGGUCUUGCAGUGAAAUUCAUUCAACAUCGUCGUUGUCAUUUUUUGUCCUUUACAACUGUUUUUUUUUUUUUU